AUGUGCACAUUCAAGCCUAUUGUGACUAUAACACCCUUCAUCUCAUCCUCCCUUCCUCUUAUCCGCCCUUCCUCUCAUCCUCCUUUCCUCUCAUCCUCCCGCCCUCUCAUCCGCCCUUCUCUCAUCCUCUCGCCCUCUCAUCCGCCCUCCCUCUCAUCCUCCCUUCAUCUCAUCCUCCCUUCAUCUCAUCCACCCAUACUCUCAUCCUCCCUUCCUCUCAUCCUCCCUUCCUCUCAUCCUCCUCUCCUCUCAUCCUACCCUUCCUCACAUCCUCUCUUCCUCUCAUCCUCCCUUCCUCUCAUCCGCCCUUCUCUCUCUCAUCCUCCCGCCCUCUCAUCCGCCCUUCUCUCAAGGGCUCGCCCUCUCAUCCUCUCUCCCUCUCAUCCUCUCUCCAUCUCAUCCUCCCUUCAUGAAAUCCACCCAUCCUCUCAUCCUCUCUUCCUCUCAUCCUCCCUUCCUCUCAUCCUCCUCUCCUCUCAUCCUCUCUCCCUCUCAUCCGCCCUCCCUCUCAUCCUCCCUUCAUCUCAUCCUCCUUUCCUCUCAUCCUCCCUUCCUCUCAUCCGCCCUUCUCUCUCUCAUCCUCUCUACCUCUCAUCCUCCCGCCCUCUCAUCCGCCCUUCCUCUCGUCCUCCCUUCCUCUCGUCCUCUCCCCCCUUCUUCCGCCCUCCCCCUCAUCCGCCCUUCCUCACAUCCUCUCUUCCUCUCAUCCUCCCAACCUCUCAUCCGCCCUUCUCUCUCUCAUCCUCCCGCCCUCUCAUCCGCCCUUCUCUCAUCCUCUCGCCCUCUCAUCCGCCCAUCCUCUCAUCCUCCCUUCAUCUCAUCCUCCCUUCAUCUCAUCCACCCAUCCUCUCAUCCUCCCUUCCUCUCAUCCUCCCUUCCUCUCAUCCUCCUCUCCUCUCAUCCUACCCUUCCUCACAUCCUCUCUUCCUCUCAUCCUCCCUUCCUCUCAUCCGCCCUUCUCUCUCUCAUCCUCCCGCCCUCUCAUCCGCCCUUCUCUCAUCCUCUUGCCCUCUCAUCCGCCCAUCCUCUCAUCCUCCCUUCAUCUUAUCCUCCCUUCAUCUCAUCCACCCAUCCUCUCAUCCUCCCUUCCUCUCAUCCUCCCUUCCUCUCAUCCUCCUCUCCUCUCAUCCUCUCUCCCUCUCAUCCGCCCUCCCUCUCAUCCUCCCUUCAUCUCAUCCUCCUUUCCUCUCAUCCUCCCUUCCUCUCAUCCACCCUUCUCUCUCUCAUCCUCUCUACCUCUCAUCCUCCCGCCCUCUCAUCCGCCCUUCCUCUCGUCCUCCCUUCCUCUCGUCCUCCCCCCCCCUUCUUCCGCCCUCCCCCUCAUCCGCCCUUCCUCUCAUCCACCCAUCCUCUCAUCCUCCCUUCCUCUCAUCCACCCAUCCUCUCAUCCUCCCUUCAUCUUAUCCUCCCUUCCUCUUAUCCGCCCUUCCUCCAAACCUCCCUUCCUCUCAUCCUCCUCUCCUCUCAUCCACCCUUCCUCUCGUCCUCCCUUCCUCUCGUCCGCCCUUCCUCUCAUCCGCCCUUCCUCUCAUCCUCCCUUCCUCUCAUCCGCCCUUCCUCUCAUCCGCCCUUCUCUCUCUCAUCCUCCCGCCCUUUCAUCCGCCCUUCCGCUCGUCCUCCCUUCCUCUCGUCCUCCCUCCCCUUCUUCCGACCUCCCCCUCAUCCGCCCUUCCUCUCAUCCGCCCAUCCUCUCAUCCUCCCUUCAUCUCAUCCUCCUUUCCUCUCAUCCUCCCUUCCUCUCAUCCGCCCUUCUCUCUCUCAUCCUCCCGCCCUUUCAUCCGCCCUUCCUCUCGUCCUCCCUUCCUCUCGUCCUCCCUCCCCUUCUUCCGACCUCCCCCUCAUCCGCCCUUCCUCUCAUCCGCCCAUCCUCUCAUCCUCCCUUCAUCUCAUCCUCCUUUCCUCUCAUCCUCCCUUCCUCUCAUCCGCCCUUCUCUCUCUCAUCCUCUCUACCUCUCAUCCUCUCUCCCUCUCAUCCGCCCUUCCUCUCGUCCUCCCUUCCUCUCGUCCUCCCUCCCCUUCUUCCGACCUCCCCCUCAUCCGCCCUUCCUCUCAUCCGCCCAUCCUCUCAUCCUCCCUUCAUCUCAUCCUCCUUUCCUCUCAUCCUCCCUUCCUCUCAUCCGCCCUUCUCUCUCUCAUCCUCUCUACCUCUCAUCCUCUCUCCCUCUCAUCCGCCCUUCCUCUCGUCCUCCCUUCCUCUCGUCCUCCCUCCCCUUCUUCCGACCUCCCCUUCAUCCGCCCUUCCUCUCAUCCGCCCAUCCUCUCAUCCUCCCUUCAUCUCAUCCUCCUUUCCUCUCAUCCUCCCUUCCUCUCAUCCGCCCUUCUCUCUCUCAUCCUCCCGCCCUUUCAUCCGCCCUUCCUCUCGUCCUCCCUUCCUCUCGUCCUCCCUUCCCUUCUUCCGACCUCCCCCUCAUCCGCCCUUCCUCUCAUCCGCCCAUCCUCUCAUCCUCCCUUCAUCUCAUCCUCCUUUCCUCUCAUCCUCCCUUCCUCUCAUCCGCCCUUCUCUCUCUCAUCCUCUCUACCUCUCAUCCUCUCUCCCUCUCAUCCGCCCUUCCUCUCGUCCUCCCUUCCUCUCGUCCUCCCUCCCCUUCUUCCGACCUCCCCCUCACCCGCCCUUCCUCUCAUCCGCCCAUCCUCUCAUCCUCCCUUCAUCUCAUCCUCCUUUCCUCUCAUCCUCCCUUCCUCUCAUCCGCCCUUCUCUCUCUCAUCCUCUCUACCUCUCAUCCUCUCUCCCUCUCAUCCGCCCUUCCUCUCGUCCUCCCUUCCUCUAGCCUGCAGUGGGGUACUCUAUAG
This is a messenger RNA of Closterium sp. Naga37s-1, 2790 nucleotides long. NCBI's taxonomy places the organism in Eukaryota, Viridiplantae, Streptophyta, Zygnematophyceae, Desmidiales, Closteriaceae. The record is from the annotation of a GenBank genome assembly.